AUGGAGAAGAGCAACUGUCCUCAGUUUUCCUUCAAGGAUGCCGGUUGCUUCGGAGGGCUGACGAGAGUCAGCUCUGUCGAAACCGCCCUCUUCCACCGCCUCUGUUCUCUCGGUGCAAGGUCAGAUUGGCUUUGCGGGCACCUGGCGGCUGUCUGUCUCUUCAGCGGCUUUGGUGUUGCUCGUCAGCAGGGCUCGGCCCUGACAACCAUCGAAAGGCUUGCUAACGAGCAAUCUCGAGAUCUCUGCCAACUCUGGCUCGGACUCUGGCUCACGAACACCACCAACCCUCGGCCGGAUCCUGCAGCAAGUCUGGACUACGUACGAAUGGCCGCUGAUAAUGGCAACCCCUGGGCUCAAAACAUCCUUGGGGAGCAUUACGAGCAGGGCAAAGGUGUACGGAAGGACUGUGAUGAGGCCAUCAGCUGGUAUCGCCAGGCGGCAAACCAGGGCAAUGCCGAUGCCCGGCUGAACAUGGGGCGAUGCUAUCGAAGUGGCAUAGGUGUCCAGCCUGACUCCGAUAUGGCCAAAUACUGGUUUAAUAUGGCUGCAGAGCACGGCAGUACCGGGUCAGAACUCGAAGACGAAGAUAUCAGGGCGCAGUAUCUUCGUUAG
Polychytrium aggregatum is the source of this 612-nucleotide messenger RNA. RefSeq lists its product as uncharacterized. The record is from RefSeq and is a predicted model, not a curated record. NCBI's taxonomy places the organism in Eukaryota, Fungi, Chytridiomycota, Chytridiomycetes, Polychytriales. The coding region runs from base 1 to 612 and encodes 203 amino acids. Gene Ontology annotation, molecular function: protein binding. The transcript has a single exon.